Pelodiscus sinensis (Chinese soft-shelled turtle) is the source of this 2933-nucleotide messenger RNA. It is a transcript of the gene AP1AR, whose product is annotated as adaptor related protein complex 1 associated regulatory protein. The record is from RefSeq and is a predicted model, not a curated record. NCBI's taxonomy places the organism in Eukaryota, Metazoa, Chordata, Testudines, Trionychidae. Gene Ontology annotation, biological process: regulation of Arp2/3 complex-mediated actin nucleation; negative regulation of cell motility; negative regulation of substrate adhesion-dependent cell spreading. Gene Ontology annotation, cellular component: endosome. Gene Ontology annotation, molecular function: AP-1 adaptor complex binding; kinesin binding.
CCGCAUGCGGCACUGGGGUGGCAGCAGGCAGGCGGCUCGGACGGGCUGGGCGCGCCGGGGGCGACGCGAUGGGGCUAUGAGGGGCGCGUGGGCCGGGCGCUCCUUUACCCGCCGCGCUGGGCAGAGCCGAGCUUCUCCCCCUCCCCCCAUGAGGUCGCUGCUGGGGGGCGCGCGCCGCAGAGAGGCCGGUUGAGUCCGGGCUGCCGCUGUUAACGGCCGAGGCCCGGGGCUGCCCCCACUAUGCGAUGGGGAACUGCUGGGCGCAGUGGUGCUGCGGCCUCUUCGUGCGGAGCGAAGCGGGGCGGAUCCAGCGAGGCGGAGGAUCAAAGUAUUUUAGAACAUGUUCUACUGGAGAACACUUCACUAUAGAGUUUGAGAAUCUAGUGGAAAGUGAUGAGGGAGAAAGCCCAGGAAGCAAUCAGAGACCUCUCUCAGAGGAAGAAAUUGCUGAUCUGAGAGACAGGCAUUAUGAUUCUAUUGCUGAAAAGCAGAGAACAGUUGAUAUGAAGCUUCAGUCUGAGUUAGCCUUACAAGAGGAGAAGUUAAGAAUAGAAGAAGAGGCUUUAUAUGCUGCACAGCGUGAAGCAGCCAGGGCAGCAAAGCAGAAAAAGUUCUUGGAGCAACAUAGACUACAGAGGAUAGUGCAGCAAGCACAAGAGGUUAAUAAUGGAGAAUAUCAAAGCUCAGUGGCAGAGGAGGAUUUUGAUUCUUACUUGAGAAAUAUAAAACUCCAAUAUGAAGCUUUUCGAAGCAGUAGACUGUCAUCUGAUGCUACUAUUUUGACACCAAACACUGAGAGCAGCUGUGACUUAAUGACUAAAACAAAAUCAACAAGUGGAAAUGAUGAUAGCACUUCACUAGAUCUAGAGUGGGAAGAUGAAGAAGGCAUGAACAGAAUGAUUCCAAUGAAAGAGCGCUCUAAAACAGAAGAAGAUAUACUCCGGGCAGCACUGAAAUUUAACAGCAAAAAGACAGGAAGUAAUCCAACCUCAGCCUCUGAUGACUCAAAUGGUUUGGAAUGGGAGAAUGACUUUGUUAGUGCUGAAAUGGAUGAUAAUGGCAAUUCAGAGUAUGCUGGAUUUGUGAAUCCUGUAAUAGAACUGUCUGUGUCAGACAUACAUAAACCCAGCACUGAUCAACAAGACAGAUAGUGAACUUGUGAGGCCUGUUGAUCAGUGAUAAAAUGUUUAAAGUUAAAGGGAGUGUACAGAAAGUUGAGUCCUUUCUAUCAGAAAAAGAAGGAAACUGAAUCAAUAUUCAUUAGAAAGGAAUGGGAAUGAUUUGUUAUCUGAGUUGCUUCAGAAUUAAGUGCAAUUUUAUUGUCUACCUUUUAAAUGUUUAUGAAAAUACUGGGAUGGUUCUAUCUUGUAUAUUUCUUGAAAUUUGGGAUUCAUAUAAAAUUAUCUGCACUAAGUCACAGCUUGACAUACUUGUAAUUUAACUAGUCACUUAGUUUCAAUGUGUUUCUACUGGUUGUUUUACAUGUUGUCAUUGGCCUAAUAUUUAUCUUGAGAAUAAAUACCCUACUUAAGUUACCUUAAUACUGGAAUGUAUUAAGUGGUGGGUAUGGUUCUGUGGCCUUCCAUGUGCAGGAGGUGAGACUAGAUGAUCAUGAAUGGUCCCUUUUGGCCUUAAAGUCAGUGAGAAUGUGAAAGUAGAGACAUUACAUUUAUAAACUGCCUUUUUUCAUAAUCUACUUUUUGAUUCGUUCUUUAACAUAGGAAGGUAGAGUCAGCAUUUGAAAUGUUGAUUGUUUGAAUUUUCUUGUGCCAACCAUAACGAUUCAAAUGGCAUAUCCAAUAGAAAAAAGAUUAGACAAGAUUGGUCCUGUAAAAUGAGUACUGUGUUUAGUGAAAGUAUGCUACGUAAAGAUUUUUUUUUUUUUUUUUAAAUAGCUGCCCUUCAGGAAAUUUUGAAAUUUGAAAGUUACUCAAAGGAAAAUUCAGAGGACCAAAGAUUAAUUUUUUUUCCUACUUAAAACUCAUCAAAUGUGAUAGUACAAAAGUGUUUAGAGAGACUUUUUACUCAUGGAAUACUUAUUUCUUCAGCUUUGUAUGAAUAAUUCUUAUAGACAGCAUUGUGAACAGACUUGCAGUAUAUGGAACAAAAUCACUUUUUGCUAGGUUUGGAAGAAAGCCACAGGAUCUAUGUUAACACAAAUAGGAGUACUCAUCCUUUCCAGUUACGAAACAGUACAUUGAAUUUUUCAAGCUUUCAUAUGCUUUGUAACUGGAAAGUUACCAUUGCUGCUAUGAGCUGAAACGUAAGCAAGUCUUCAUGGCAUCUGAUGUAUAGUCUCCCCUCACAUUUUGGUUAUGAAUUAAAUAAAACAUUAACUGGAGAGACUGUAAAACACAGCUGUGUGUUUUUUCUGAACUUUCAGUAAAGCUUUACUCUCCUAAUAUAAACUGUGUUCCUCUAUAGCGUCUUUAUGAAUAAGGAUUUUCAUGUGUGGCUCUUUAUUUUUAGAAUAAAGGCAAUGCACUUCUUCAAAGUUACAAAAAUCUGCAUCAUCAGAAAUAACAAAAGUAUAUAUUGUCUAAUGUGUAAUCCAUUUAGAUAUCUGGGCACCUGUAAUAUGGCAAGGUCAGGGUAGUUUGAUCUUCCUAAUGCCUUUUAUCUAAAAAUAUAGUACCAGACACUGACUAAAUAUGUACAUACACUGACACAUAGGAAACAGCUAAAUCUUUUAAUGUACUUAACAUUCCAUUUCUUAAUUUAAGUUGUAGCUAUGUUGUUGGAAAUAUUUCAAUGUAAUACUUGCAUUUGCAAUGCCUGAAAUAUGUUUUUAAAAGUUUGUACAUCUCAAAUGUAUAUUUUUUUUGUUUUGGUGUAAGCAACUACUGUAAUUUUUUUCUUGACAUAUAUUCAUAUACUGAACUCAAAGGAAAGGCAACUUUCUUAAGCUGUAAAUAAACUUUUUUACUCAAAAA